GUUUUACUGAAAAAAUUGUGUGUGCUGGGUGCCUAGAAUCCUAUUUGAACGUUGUUCGAUGAUUUCUUGUCCGGAAUUGCUAUUCAAAUCCUGUGAUUCAGGACGAUGGACUACAGAGCGAUGAAUGAAUCCUGCCAAUGUCCACGGUGUCGGUAUGAACUUCGUUUGCCCAAUCAGCCGAUGCCCUGCCAAGAGAAAUGUUUCCCGGAGAAAUAUCUGAUGUGUGGUUCGGAUCUACGUCCUCGCUGGCAGAACAGACCAGAUCCUCGGGAAGUUUUUCAGAAUUUUUCCCAAAGAAAUCCUCAAAUACUUUCUCAGGAAUCUGUUCAGAGUUGGAGUUUCCAGCAUCCUCAAAACUGUUUCUGUGGACAUCAACCUCCAAUGCGAGCUCUGCCCGACCAUUCUCAGCAAUUUUCCCAAGAAUAUUCUCAGCAGUGUUCGCAACAAUCUCCUUGUGUUUCUCGUUGUGGCCAACAAAAUCGACAGAACUGCUUUCAGCCGCCUUGUCCAAACUGGACCAGACCAUGUUGUUGCAUAACCCACGAAGUCGGCGUUCAAACGGACGAGAUGGACGAAUGCGAGCCCGAGUAUAUAGCGAUCACCGACAUCACCACAAAGGAGAUGAAGGUGAAGCAUCGCACCGGAAAGACGGAGACGAUCAUCGAAAAGGUUCAGUCGGUCACCCAGUUUCCCGUGACGGAAACUCAGCGCCUUGGGGAGAAUGAUUACGAACCAAAGUACGUCCAAGACAAGGAUGCAAUUCCUUAUCGAGCCAUGAGGCAUUCCGAGCUGGAGCCCUUACUGGUGUCGAUGAGGGCGGAGGUGCCAAUAACUGAAUCUAAAGAUGCAAAGGAGGAGAUCGUCUACCAGGAAUAUGAGAAGACGGAGCGCGAUUUUGAUGACCCUAAAGCCAAGGUAGAGAAGACCAUCAUCAAGGUCAAAAUUCCGGUGGACUCACCCGAAGCCGAAGAAUCGAACUCCAGCCCGCCCAGUGGUAUACCACCUCCUUCCCAACUGCCCAGCGAUAUACCACCUCCUUCCCAACUGCCCAGCGAUAUACCACCUCCUUCCCAACUGCCCAGCGAUAUACCACCGCCAUCCCAACUGCCCAGUGGUACACCACCUCCUUCCCGACUGCCUACUAGUAUAACCCCUCCUUCCCAAGUGCCAAACAAGGAUUCAUCCCAGCCAUCACUACCAACAGACAUUUCCUCAAUUUCGGAGGAAGAUCCAUCACUUGUCAAGAAUGAAGAUACAAGUAAUAUCAGUUCGACAGAUCUCGAUGUAUAUGACCAGAAGGAAUCAGUAGAGAAGGAGAUGAAUGAAGGGCAUUCCGAAUCUGACAUCGUGAGUACCGUGCAGGUAAAGGUCACCAAUAGAAAGGAGGCAUCCGUGAGGGGUCAUCAUGACCGGGAGCCCAAGAAAACAGCGAUCUUCGAGAGCAGCGUGUCCCAGGUGCUAAUAAAGAAGCCUGAGAAGAAACCGGAAGAAAAAAAACCGAAGCGACCGCCACCCAAAGUGGAAGUCAAGCUAGGCUAUCCACCAAACGACUUGGUCUGCAGAUACGCCAAUCCUCCGCGAUGCAGACCUAAAUGCGACAGCUGCAGAUGUCCUUGUCCGCCGUCCAUCUCCUGCAACCAAUGUCCUCCCUGUGCCCCCAGCACAUGCCAAUGCGAUCCCAUCUACGGUUUCGGCGGCAAGUGUGUCGGAUAUUAUUGUAUUUAAAAAUGUUCCAAAAAUACUACAAGUGACCAAUUAACUAAAACAGUUUCAAAUCACAUUACCAACAAUAAACUAUUCCAAAAAUCCAGAUACAUAAAUCACUACUUUCGAAAUAUAUGGAUGUUUUAAG
Messenger RNA from Drosophila melanogaster (fruit fly), 1852 nucleotides. RefSeq lists its product as uncharacterized. Lineage: Eukaryota; Metazoa; Arthropoda; Insecta; Diptera; Drosophilidae. The transcript has 2 exons. The record is from RefSeq and is marked reviewed. The coding region runs from base 106 to 1725 and encodes 539 amino acids.